This is a messenger RNA of Drosophila grimshawi, 9674 nucleotides long. It is a transcript of the gene Ncoa6, whose product is annotated as putative mediator of RNA polymerase II transcription subunit 26. The coding region runs from base 314 to 7732 and encodes 2472 amino acids. The transcript has 8 exons. The record is from RefSeq and is a predicted model, not a curated record. NCBI's taxonomy places the organism in Eukaryota, Metazoa, Arthropoda, Insecta, Diptera, Drosophilidae.
GUCAUAUAAUCUAACAAAAAUUAUUAAUUAUAUACACAUACAUACACAACAUAGUAUGUUUAGAUACGUGCAGUGCAAACAUGCAAUUUAAACACAAAGGACGAGUUAAUCCAACAAAUGCAUGGCUUUUAAUUUUGGAAUACGACGAUUUCGUUAAUUUUGGGCACGACGAUGAUGAUGAUAUCGCUACGCAUUCGUGAUUAUUAUAGCAAAAAGAUUGAUUGAUUGAUUGUUGUGUUGUGUUAAAUGCAAAUUUUGUGCAUUAAUUUGCCAAUUAAAUCUACUACGACGGUUACGAUUGCCGUGUGAUGAUAUGCCACUUAAACAGCAGCUUGAACCGUCUGUGCGGAUAUCGGUGUCUCUCCCGUGGGAUGCAGCACAACGACUGCGUCAACUGGCCGUCGAGGGCAGUUCCACUCUGCGUGCCCUCGGUAUUCUAUCCGUGCAGCCUGAUGGCGAUUCUGUGAUAACUUUAAAAGUUGGAGGACAAGAUAUUAAAAUAAUAAAAGAUAAUUUAAACGAUGUCGCAGGCGGAGCAAUUGAGGCGGCUGGCACGUCCUCCAACAAGGCCGCACUCACCGUUAGCGUUGGCAAUGUGGCGACGUCGCAUCUGUCAUCGGCACCCACUUUCGAUGGUCCCAGUACAAGCAAAGCAGCCUAUGUACAACAGCAGCAGCAGCACCAACAGCAGCAACAACAGCAGCUACAUCAGCAGCAGCAGCAGCAACGACUCGCGCAACUGUCGCAAAACGAUGCAAUCUCAAGCCAGCAGCAUUUGCAGCAGCUACAGCGACGAAAUGUGCUGCCGCAGCAGCAACAGCAGCAGCAGAAACUAAUGCAACAGCAACAUCAGCAGCAGCAGCAGCAAUCGUUGCCGCCGCCACAGACGCCGCCCUCGCCGUACAAUAAUGCAACAACGACGCCGCCUGUUUUCAAAUCACCGAACACGGUGUGUCCAAUGGAGGGCAAGGUGCCGCUGCUGCCCUCACCAGCUGGUACACUCAAUGUGCCAAGAGAUUUCCCAUUCGAGAGUAUGCGGCAGGCACGUGUCCUGCAGGGCAGGGAGACGGCACUCGGCCCACCGCCGCCGCCGCCUCCACCCAAUGUAACACUCAAGCUGUCCAAUAAUCAGUCAGCGCAGAACGGAGAGGUUAUUGCUGCGGCCACAAUCGGUGCGGUUGCCUCGAAUAAAUCUCAGUUCAUAAAUCCGCCUCCGCCAUAUCCCGGUCUUGGACCGAGCACAUGCUCGACUGCACCGAACAACAAUUCGGCAGUAGCUGUGCCCAGUGCGAAGCCUGUGCAGAGUUAUCAUAUGCCCACGUCAACACCACCAUCAUCAUCAUCAUUAGCAUCGUCAUCAUCAUCAUCAUUGGGUGCAGGAGGAGCGCCUACAACCACAUCGACGGGAAGCAAUAAUAUCGCAAUAUCAUCACCGCUGUUGGUCAAUCUGCUUCAAAACGAUGGCAAUUCGAUGUCCAGCCAAAUGAAAUCGCCACAGUUGACGGCGCCAACGACGCCGCAAUCACCCCAUGUAAGCAUGAGUCCCAGUGCCCAAAUGAUGAACUCCAGCUCGCCGAUGCGCUGCUCCUCAACGACGCCCAGCGAUUUUGUGAUGGCGCCAACAAGUAAUGUGCCUCUCGACAACGGUAAUGUGCCUAGUCCAGUGGUGGUGGUGCCCUCAUCUCCGACUGGCGGCGGCGGGCCCGUGAUAAUGCGCAAUAUGCAAAGCCAUCAGCCACAACAGCAACAACAACAACAACAGCAGCAGCAACAACAACAACAACAGUUGCUUCUCAGUCCAAGCGGCAAUGCGAAUCUGUACAAUCAAGUGCCACAGUCACAUCGCUUUCAGCAUGCGGCUGCCUUGCGACAUCCGCAGCAACAACAGAUACAUCAGCAGCGCCAGCAUCAGCUUCAGGGCAUACAUCAGCGAUUUAUGCCACCACAGCAACAACAACAGCAGUUUCAUGCGCAGCAGCAGCCAACUGAUUGCUUCAGUAAUUUAAGCCUGCAACAGGCGCAACAGCAGCAACAGCAACAGUUGAGACAGCAGCAACAAAUCCGAGCUGGUCUGCCACCGCCACCGCAUCCGCAACAGCAGCAACAACGUUUAAUGAGCAUGCCGUUGUCCUCACCACAGGCGCAACAAUUUAUGCCGCAUGGCAAUGCCUCACCCAUAGCCCAUUCACCUGCCUCCAGCCACCAUUCGAUGCAUAGUCCGCUGAUGGGCAAUCAUCAGGCGCCGUCAAUGCUGUCGCCAUCGACGACACCACAUAGCCCGGCACAUUCACAGCAACUGGCGCAGCUUCAGCAGAAGCAGAAGGAGAUGACGCCAAUUUCUAAUAUGCAAAAUGCACACCUUGUACCUGCAGCUGGCGCGGCCAAUGCGCAACUGCCUCCGCCACCCGACUACAAUCAGGCGGCAGCUAAUUCGCGCUGGCCCGCGCUCAACAAGCCAAUGGAUUCGGCUACCAAAAGCAGUUUCCAGGAGUUCACACGCUACCAGAUGCAAUACAAUCUGCAGCAGCAGCAAAUCAAUUUGGGCAAUGGUCCACAACAACAACAGCAGCAACAACAACAUCAGCAACAACAACAGCAGCAGCAGUUAUCAAUGCCAAUGCAACAGCAGCUGGGGCAACAAUCAGCGUCGAAUUUGGCCAACGUUUCGAACGUUUCAACUGUUGGCGUUAAUCAUGGUCUUAAUGAUCCACUGAUAUCUUUGUCUGACCUGGAUGCGUUGACCACCAACGAUUUGGAUGCUUUACUGCCAACUCUAAACUGUGAUCUAGACUCAACGCUGAGCCUUGAGGAUAAGAAUGAGCUCGAAUCGUUGCUGCAGGAUGCCAAGGAUCUGGACUUGGACCUGAUUGAGGAUAAUUUGUCAGCGGUCGGCAUGGAUGUGGGUGAUGCGCUUAGCACGCUGCAGGAUAACACCGGAUGCACAACAGAACAAGCCCAGCAGCAGCAACAACAAACACAAAUGCUCGAUAUGCAGCCGUUCAACCAGCAGCAGCAGCAGGUAUUGCAGCAGCAACAGCAACAACAACAGCAGCAGUUGCAGCAGCGACAUCAUCAGCAACAGCAAUUGCAUCAGCUGCAACAGCAGCAACAACAACGGCACCAGCUGCAGCGUCAGAUUCAGCUGCAACAACAGCAAUUAACGCAUCGCACGCAACAACAGAUGCAAUUGCAGCAGCAACAGCAACACCUGCAACAGCAACAAGUUCCACAUCCGAAUGCGCAACUUGUGGCACCAAAGAAACUGACGCAAUUGCAGCAACAGCAACAACAACGCCAAGGAAAUGUACAGCAAAAACAAUUUAUCAUUAAUCCGCAUACCGGCGACAUGGAGCCAAUGGCCAGCGACGAUAGCGACACGGAAGCCGAGCAGGAAACAACUCAGCUACUAUUCCACAGCAUGCCGAGUGGAAUGAGCAAUUAUGGCGGUUUUAAUCCUGCCAAUGACAUGCUAUUGCCGAACAACUUCUUCUCCGAGGAGGACUCGAACUCGGCCAUGUCCGGGCAGCAGAUGCCGCUGGCGGGUGGAAGCGAUCAGGAGCGUUCGCGCGACUCCCUCGCCUCCAACAAAUCGAGCUCGAAUCGGGCGAGAAAAACGCCACAGAACAAGGCGAACCACAACAACCUAAGUCAGCUGCAACACCAGAAGCUGCAGCACAUUGCCAACCAUGCCCAGACCAUGCAAAUGCAAAUACAACAAAUCCAGCAGAUGCCGCCAACAUCAACAACAACGGCAGCAUCUGGUGACUCUCCGCGGUCGGGCAACAGUUCGCCGUUGAAUUCGCCGUUUGCGACCAGCGGCAAUGCGAACACCAAGAAGGCCAAACCGAAUCUCUUGCGUGAGAAACUGCAGCAGGGUGUCAAGGAGCGCAAAGUUAAGGAUGCAACAGCAGCGGCGACGACGACGCCAAAGCCAAAGCGGGAACGUGCCAAGGGCAAUGCCAAGGCCAAAAACGCAGCUGCAGCAGCAGCAGCGGCGGCUAAUGUAAAUGCAGCGGCAACGGCGACUGCGACUGCUGCAGCUGCAGCUAUUGCUGAGGAGAAAAUCAAGCUGCGACUUAAGCUGGACAAAGUGGAGAUGACGCCAACGUCCUUUGAUCAGCAGCAUGUCCAGGUCAAAGUCAUAAUGGAUAGCAAUCACGUGCAGCUGCAGCAUCAGCAGCAGCAACAACAACAACAGCAUCAACAGCUGACGAUGCAAACGCAUCUGCUCUCUCAACAGCAACAGCAACAGCCCAUGCUACAACAACAACAACAUCACCAGCAGCAGCAACAACAUCAGCAUCAUCCCGUGUACAGCAAUUUCCAACACCAGCAACAGCAACAAAGUGGACAACAGCAGGCUGUUGGCACUGGACUAAAUGAGCCACGCGUUCCACCUUUACAGAUUCGCUUGCGCGGCAAAAACUCUGUGGUUGUGAAGAAUACGCGGAAGGAGCGCAAGAAACCCCCGGCUGCCGACGAGGACCAAAAGGUGCGCCAAAUAAAGCGCACCUUUAGCGAACAGGAGCAGCAGCAACAACAACAUAAUCCGCCAGCAUUGCUCAUGGGCGAUGGGGCGACGGAUAAUAAACAGGCCAAGAUAACGCCAACGCCACAUGUGAAUGGAUUGCCCAGCUCCGGUGUACUCUUGCAAAAGACGACGCAGCAACCACCACCAGCACCGCAACAGCAACAGUUGCCAGUGGCUGGUGCAAAGACAACAACAAUUGUGGCUGGCAAAAAUGGGCUGACAAUCAGUGCGAUUGUCGAGGCGCACAAGACGCAAGCCGCCGGGCAAGAUGGAGGACAACUGUUGACAGUCGGAUCGACAAAUACGGGCACGGCAGCAACACUACAGCAACAACAGCAGCAGCAAUUGAGCAAGAUUGCAACUUCGUUGCCCAGCAGCAUCACCUUAAGCGCCAUUACCAGCUCCAACACCAACAGCAACAACAACAAUAACAAUAAUAAUAAUACUAGCAAUAAUAAUAAUAGCAAUUUAACAUUGAAGAAUCCGAUUAAGACUGCAGCGACGAUCACGCCCAUUGUGGGCGGUAAGCCGAUGACAAAAAACCAUAAGCCGCCGCCAUAUAUAACCGCUGUGCAACAGCUGCAGCUCCAAAAGCAGCAACAGCAGCAGCAGCAACAACAACUGGCGGCGGCCGUAACCAUGUUGCCAAGCGCGACGACACUGAAGCGCGUCGAGAUUACAAAACUGGCGCCGAGCAGCGUCGCCGAUUCAGCACCAGCAGCAGCAACAACAACAAUAACGGUCACAACGACUACAACAACAACAUCUUCAUCAGCAUCAUCAUCAGUGGUGGUAACACCGGCAACAGCGGCCACAACAACAUUGCCAACAUUGAUUGGCGAAAGAAAGUUGCCAGUGGCACUCUCGCUAAACUCCUCCACGAUGCUCAACAAUGUUCAUGAAGCAACCAACAUUGCGACCGCAAAUGCAGCAACGACAACGACUACACUGACAACAUCCGCGCAACAUCCCAAACUAAACCACGUGACUCAACAACAACAGCAGCAGCAACAAACAGUUGUGGGGAAUGCGACAAGUGCAACAUCGUCGCCAACACCAGCAUCUGUUCUCGCCAACACAUUGCGAAAUUCACCGGCGAGCAACGGUAGUGGCACCCCCGGGCAUGGCAACAAUGGCGGUGGCGAGGAUAGUGGUAUUGAGUCCAUGGAUGCACUCUCUGAAAAAAGUCCGCAUCAGCAAUCCUCAAGCAGUCCCAUACAACUGCAGCAGCAGCAACAGCAAAUGGUCACCAAGCAGUCAACAACAACAACAACGACGGCAACUGGUUCAACAUCAUCAGCACCAACAACAACCACAACAGCACAGUCCAAAUCUGUUGCUGCAGCAACAGCAGCAGUGAUAACAACAUCAACAACAGCAGCAACAGCAAUAAGUUCUAGCAAUAGUAAAGUGCAACCGAUGCAGCAUGAUGAUAUUGAAAAGGAGCUUGCCAAAAUGGAAGGUUUAAUGGAUGGUUUGGAUACGAUUGUGGCAAGUGUACUGAAGGAAACGGCGACGGCUGCAGAUAUGAACAGUGGCUUCAGCUUGACGCCGAGCACAACAAAACUGAAUGGUGAACAUGAUAUACUUGAACACGAUGAUCUCAUCAAGAAGCUGACGGACAACAUAGAGACAGAGGACAGUAAGAAGACGCUGCCAGCAGCAGCAGCUGCAGCAGAAGUCCCAGUAACAACACCAGCAAUCGAAACGAAAGCGGAGGUAAAGGUUAAACUAGAGAAGCUUAAGCUGGAAGAACUACCAACACUACUGGCCACAAAAAGUGAGCCACCUUCGGAGGACAGUCGUCAAACGGCGGUCACAGAAUCUAUUAAAGAGGAACCCAAAACCUCAAUUGUACACAUAGUUGCAACUAUUCCGGCCAAAGUGAAGGAACCAGCGGAGGAGGAGGCGGACAAAAAAGAAAAGCCGCCCCAAGCUGAGUCGUCUCUACAGCCCAUCUCAAUUGAAAUACCCCAACAGUCUGAUGCCGAAACGCCGCGAAUUCGAACGCGGGCCAGCAGUCGCUUAGAGAGUCCACUGGAUGCACCCAAGACCAGUCCCGAAGCAGCUGUGGCCACCACGACAACAACAGCAGCAGCCGCAACGGCAACUGCAUCAGCAACGACGACAACAACGCCAACAACACUACCAGCGAGAAGUGUGGCACGUGUUGUCUCCACCUCAACGCCGAGCCCCCGUUUGGGGACACCAACGCCGCCAGUUCACAACAACAACAACACGAAACGUCGUCGCCAGGAGUCCGAGUGCGGCAGCAGCAAUGAUGGCGCCAACGAUGCCGACACUGGCAGCAGCAAGCGUACGCGUCUCAGUAGCAGCAGCAGCAGCACUAACAACAACAAUAACAACAACAGCACAGAGACCGCAGAUCCAAGUGGUCUCAAUUAUAUGAUAUCGAAGAAGAUUGAGAUCGAGUCGUCCGACUCAGAUGAGCCGCUUAUUGAAGUGGCAGGCAAGGUUCGCAACUCGAAGGCGCAGGUUGAGGAAAAACACGUGACGAGACGUAAUGCACAACAGCAGCAGCAGCAACAACAACAACUGCAGCAGCAGCAACAGCAACACAAAUCAAUCAACUUGAAUGUGACACCGACUCAGGCGCCAAAGACGGGCAAAUCGCAACCGAAUGCAACAAACAGCAGCAGCAGUAGUAGCAACAAUGUGACGUUGCAGCCCAUCAGCAAUGCGACAACGCCGGCAGCAGCUGCAACACCCACCAACAGCAACACAAGUAUAGUGCAUGCCACACGUGGAGCAACAGCAGCGGCUGCAACCAGCAGUAGCAACAGUAGCAGUAGCAACAAUAGCUUAACAAACAACAACAACAUUGUGAACGCCACUUCGCCAACGGAUGAGAAGAUUGGCACGCGAAGGAGCGUGAGGGCGAGCGCUGCUGCCAACAAGAUAAUCUACAGUCGCAGUAAUGCAGCCGCUGCUGCAGCGGCGGCGGCAGCUGCAGCCGCCGAGUUGAAGGGGACGCCGAGUAGCAAGACGACGGGCGGCGCCGCUGCCGGAGUUGUCGGUGGAGGUGGUGCAGCUGGUGCUGGUGGUGCCAACAAUUCGAAUGCCUCAAAUGCGACCGUCGAGAGUGUGGCGGAGGCGAGACGCAAGACACGCAGUGCUGUGAUUGGUGAGUCGAUGCUGACCGAGGGACGACGAAGAAGGACAUCGCGUGACUACAAGUGACCAGAGUUUUGCGCCUUGGCAAAGGGAUUGAACCAUGCGAGCGAUGCUAACGAGGAUGACUUGAUUGAGCUGAUCGAACUGGAUACGGAUCGGUUCGAUAUCAGCAGCAGUUUCCCCUUUGUCCAGGCGCAGAACGUUGAUGUCGAGUUGGAGGAGAACAGCAACGUUGAUGACGACAAUGAAGAUGAUGAUGACGAUGAUGAUGAUGAUGAAGAGCACCUCGUUGAUAUCUCAUCGGCGCUAGCGCUCAUUGAGACGGCAGAAAAGAAUACCCUUGACUAUGAUGUGGAAGCAGGCGAUGAUGACGCCAAUCAUCUGCAUCUAAUGACUUACCACAACAUAAGCCGAAGCAGCGAUGUGGAUGUAGAUGUGGAUAUGGAUGCGGAUGUAAGUGUGGAUGCGGUCAGCCUGCUAAUGCCGGAACUUGGCAAUGCCAGUGCCUUGGACUGCGGCAACUUUGUCGACUACGAUGAGUUCAACAUGUGUCUGACAAACAUACUCAACGAGAAGGACGAUCAAGAGGAACUCGAGGCUCGGGACAGAUUGGAAAAUGGUACUCUCGAUUCGGGCAAGCAGCAGCAGCAAUGGCACGAUGUUAGCGACGUUCUCAGCAUUGGGCAGCUAAACAACAACCUGGAACUGAGUUUUCAAGACUUUGCCACCGAGUCAAGUGUGACAGCGGAUGAUCGUUCUGGCGGCAGUAGCAACAGCUCCUCACAAAUGGCAUAGUGGCGUCGCUUACAUCCAAAAUUGUUUGCAUUGCCCUUUUCUACUGCGCUCUGUAAAUAGCUAAACAAAAAAAAAACACAAAACACAAAUAACAUACAAAAGCCCAUCCUUUCGUUUUCGUUAGUAAUUUAAAGGUUAUUUCUUUUUCUUUAAAUAUUUUGUAUAGUUAGUUGUAUCCAAAGGUUGCAAUAAUGUUGCAUCUCAAGACGAGAAGCAUCACCCACACACAUACACACUCACACACACCCACAACAUUCACCCAUAUAUGAAAACUACUCGGUUAAUUUAUUGCUACUUUCCAUCAAUUAUCCCUUGGUAAAUGGAUUUGCUAGUCAAGUGAAACAGACAAUUUGUGUAAAGCUCAAAAAACAAAUAAGAGAAGAAAAGAAAACCAGAAAAGAAAGAAAACCGAUAAUGAAAUGUGAACAAAUUAGUUGAAAAUCAAAUAUAUGCAGAAAUAUAUUACCAUACAUAACAAACAAAGUAGUUAACCCGAGACACCCUGCGCCAACACGCAUGCGAAUUUUCAUUUUUUUCAUCUAAGCUCUUGUAUAUACUUUAGACAUAAUUCCGAUAGAUGCAACACAUACACGUUUUUAGUAAACAAAAAAAAAAUAUAUACAAAAUAUAAAAGUUUAUCUUUUUAAUACAAGUUGAACAUAGAAAAAACAAAAAGGAAAACAGACCAUACAUUUACAUAAUGUUUUUAUUUAAUAAUUUUUUUUAGAUCUAUCCACACGAUAUACAGAUAUAUAUAUAGAUAUAUAUAUAUAUAUGUAGUUUUAUAUGCAUAAGUUUGCGUUGUUUCGAAAAAAAAAAAUUUGUUUUUUAGUUUUAAAAGUUGUAUUGUAAGUCAUAUACAUAAUAUUAACACAAAAAUCCUCUAAAUAUGCACAUAAAAACCUCUGCAAUAAGUUAGUCAAGGCGAAGCACGGAAAUUAUAAAAAGUGUUUGUAGUUUUGAACGGCGAAUGAAAAUAUGUAUAUACAUAUAUACAAAUAGAAGAAACAAACCGUAUAUAAUGUUAUAUAUUUUGCAUACACACAAAACAAGAACAAAAAAAAAAAACAAAACAAAACAAAAAAAAAACCACAAAAGCAAAAGUUGUAUUGUAUAUAAGGCAGGCUCUAUUUUUGCUAAAUGUUAUUUGAACAAAUAAGGGGAAAACAAAGAUGCAUAGCAAAAGCAAAGCGCUAAACAAAACACAUUAAAU